CUGCAAUUGGGAUUAAAAAAUAAUACGCAGCUGCGUAUUAAUGUCUUUUCGUUGGCAUUUCAAAUGACCGAAACAAGUCAAACAUUUGUUACAGUUGGGUUUCUCCUCAAAAGCAAAUGAAAUUCAUUUGCAAAUACUGUACUGAACCAAAACAUAAUGACAACACAAAUAUUAUUAUUGUCUUGCGGAUCGGCUCCAACACCUGACAUUUGUCAAACAUAUGUGAAUCAAUUUACUGUGGAAAAAAUACAGCGUUUUAAUCCCUGGAUAUAGACCAAAGCCAGCCAAUUCGCAACUAACCCGUGGUCACACACUAUCUUCCUAGCAGAACGCACCCGGGGCAUUCUGGGAAGUACUAUUUGGAUCCGGUAGAGGGCAGUAAAAUGACAUUUCCCAGCAGCUACCGCGGGAUGCGGGCCGAGAAACCCUGCAUAACUUACUCACCUUCAUAUCUGGGUUUUCUGAUAAUAACACUUAGUUUUGUAUAGAGUUCAUUUCCAGGGCGUUAUGAACGGAGCUAUGCACAGCCCGCCCACUGUGUUGGACAUCAAGCUUAAAAGAGGACCAGCAGGCCUGGGGUUCAACAUUGUGGGAGGGUUGGAUCAGCAAUAUGUGAUGAAUGACAGUGGAAUCUACGUGGCCAAAAUUAAGGAGAAUGGAGCUGCUGCUUUGGAUGGCAGACUACAAGAGGGGGACAAAAUCCUGGCGAUUAAUGGGCUGAAGCUGGAGAACCUGUCUCACAGUGCUGCUGUGGAGCUCUUCCGAUCAGCAGGGGAAGAUGUGCAGCUCCUGGUGCAACAGAGGCCACUGGCGUCCAUGAACGGUCCCUCGAAAGCCCGGUCUGACAGCGAUUCAUCUGUCUUUACCUUAGGAAUGGCGAGCUUCUUGGCAGCUGCUGUAGUUCUCGCUUUCCUCUAUGUGCGCUUCCAACCCCGUAUUCGGAGACACUUUUAAAUCUUAUUCCCUUCUUCAUUAAUAUUUUAAGGACAGAAAUGGAGAUGGAAUUUUUUUUUUUUUGCUUA
Megalops cyprinoides (Indo-Pacific tarpon) is the source of this 1022-nucleotide messenger RNA. RefSeq names its product synaptojanin 2 binding protein (gene synj2bp). The coding region runs from base 508 to 954 and encodes 148 amino acids. The record is from RefSeq and is a predicted model, not a curated record. The transcript is spliced from 4 exons. Lineage: Eukaryota; Metazoa; Chordata; Actinopteri; Elopiformes; Megalopidae. Gene Ontology annotation, molecular function: protein binding.